Dinoponera quadriceps is the source of this 2319-nucleotide messenger RNA. RefSeq names its product protein TIS11 (gene Tis11). Bases 812 to 2089 code for a protein of 425 amino acids. The record is from RefSeq and is a predicted model, not a curated record. The transcript is spliced from 2 exons. Gene Ontology annotation, molecular function: metal ion binding; mRNA binding. NCBI's taxonomy places the organism in Eukaryota, Metazoa, Arthropoda, Insecta, Hymenoptera, Formicidae.
GCACCGUUCAGUUCGCAUUCGGAGGUUCUGCGGGCAAUAUAACCUCUGCGCGUGUAAAGCAAGGGCAGGAGAAAGAAAGAGAGAGAGAAAAACACACACACGUAGAAGGUCCCCAACGUUUACUUCUACGGCAGAAAGAGAGAGAGAGAGAGUGGUAGCCGCGAUCGACGGAGUCAGCGAACGAAAGUGCCAAGUUCAAGUUCGUAACGCGCCCCGCUCGACAAGUACCGCUCGCGGCGUUGACGACAACACGACGAAACGACGACGCAGCAGCAUAACGAGCAGGAUCACGAUCGAUCGUGAAGUCAAUACGCGGUAGAUCCCUGCCAGGCGGCUGCAGCACGAGCCACACGCGCGUUUCCUCGCUCGCUCGCUCGCUCGCUCACUCACUCACUCGGCCGUCUGAUUCGCGUUAGUCUUCCACUUUUCGUACACUCGCGCGGUCCGUUCUCCAUUUUGGGUUUUAUCAGCGUUCCGAUACACGCGUACGGGAUACGCGCGUACCGUUUUACGCGUGGGUGCUUCUAAUGCAAGCUACGUAUAGCGACGCGUACGGUCGGAGUGGCAGUUCUUUUGUGUUCUCCUGAGGAGAAGUUCUUCGGCAGUCCACGAGUCUCCACGUGUUGACAACGAUUUCCGACGAUUCCCAGGCACUGCCGCUAUUUUGCUGCUACUUUCUCCAGAAGCCCCGCUGUCAGGAACGAAAAAGAUACGAGUCGGGCGCGAGGAAGAAAAGAGAGAAAAAGGAAGAGAAAGAAGGAGCAGACCCCUUUCGGAUACACGGUGUGUUUUUGUGUGCGAAACCGACGACAUGUCGACCGCCGUAAUGAGCAACGCUAUGUUCGAUUGCACCGAACAUCUCUUUAAGAACGCAGCCUCGACAAAGGCGAAAGAGCCACCGUCGGCCGCGGCGACAUUGAACUCUGCCGGGGGCGGCGGCGGCAACAACGCCGGCAACGGGCACGCGCCCCUACGACGUAGCUACACCUCCCUGAUGACCUCGCUAAUAGAGCACCACCGGAAACUGGAUCGCAGCGUGAGCGAGCCGACGUCGCGCUACAAGACCGAGCUCUGCCGACCGUUCGAGGAGAGCGGCGCGUGCAAGUACGGCGACAAGUGCCAGUUCGCCCACGGCUACACCGAGCUGCGCAACCUCGCCCGCCAUCCCAAGUACAAGACCGAGCCUUGCCGCACCUACCAUUCGUCCGGUUUCUGCCCUUACGGGCCGCGAUGCCACUUCAUUCACAAUUUCGAGGAGGCGCGCAUACACAAUCAGAAAGUGAGCGCUCAGCUGGCUUCGACGCAGCCGAACAUAAUGAGCCUGAACAGUCUGAACCCGCUGUUGAGCGCGGCGGCGGCCGCUGCCGCUGCCGCCGCGGUCGGCAACAGCACCGUUGGCAGUGCCGCGAACGCCGCGGUCGCCGCCGCCGCUGCCAACAACGUCAGUGUGCGCCUGCUCGAACAGAUGAACGCGUCGCCGCAGGUGGCUGCCGCGGCGGCCGCCGCGAAUCAAAACGCCGCCGCGACGCCCAAUCUCAUGAGAGCGAACUCGCUGAGCCUCGGUAGCAGCAGCGCCGUUGCAGCCAACAACGUGGGCAGCUACAACCCGCCGCCGUUGUUGCGAACAUCGUCGCUGAGCCUUGCCACCAGCCACCAUCAUCAUCAGCAGCAUCACCACGGCGCCCAUCAUCAUCAUCAGUCGAGCAGCAACGCGAUGAUCGGCGCGAGCAAGCCGAAACCACUCAACCUCAGCCCAACCUUCUCCCUCGGCAGCACUGGCGAUUCAGUCUCGCCGUCCUCCAGCCUGAGCCAGUCCCCGACCAACUCCAUGGCCAGCUUCUUCAGCGACGAGUGCAACCAGUCGAACUGUUCGAACAUACCGACGACGCCGUUCAGCUUCGGCCAAGACUUCGGCCUGAUCCCGACUAGACAGAGCCCGAGUCCGCGCAACAGCGUCUGCAGCCCUCUUGGAUCUGAAGAAGUAGUCCCUAGAACGCCCUCCCCGUUGUCGCCCAACGCGGAAUCCAGGCUGCCGGUCUUCAACAGGAUCAGUGGCACCCUCGUAGACUUCGAGAACCUUAAGAUCUAAGAAGGAAAGGGAUUCGCUCUUGCGAGUUGGUGAGCCUCGGCCGAGAGUGCCGCGAUCCGUCAGGAAGUGGGCAGCACGGGAUUUUCUCGCGGAGGCCGAUUUCGAGAUGAAAAUGGUGUUUUUACACGAGCGACGACAGCGAAUCCCCGCGCAGCGGAUUCCUCUGUCGGCGGAACUACUAAGGUUUACUUUCAUUUUUACACACACACACACACACAUACACACACGCA